AUGCCCUUCACAGGAAUAGUUGCUCGUAAUAACGUCUUAGAAGUCAACAGGCCCAGUCCUUCUAUCGAUAUUCACCUCACCAACCACGGUUCUGACUGGUUGUGGGCAGUGUUUGCUAUUUUUGCGGUUCUUUCCAUUGUCAAUGCCUUCCUCUAUGGUCUCACCAACGCAAAGACCAACGGGUUGAAGAAGACUCUUCUUAUCUACCCACUUUUCAUCAGUUCGGUCAUGGCCUUUGCCUACUUCUCGUACGCUUCUAACUUGGGCUACGCCGGAGUCCCCACCGAGUUCAACCACGUAACCACUUCCCGUGGUCUUGAUGUCAGACAAAUCUUCUAUGCCAAGUACAUCGGCUGGUUCUUGAGUUGGCCAUUUGUGUUGACCAUCUUUGAAAUCUCCACCCACACCUUGGAAUACACCAACGCCUCUUCUGAUUUCUUGACCAAGGCCAUCACUUUGUUCCAAGGUUUGAUCACCAAGUUCUUGUUCACCGAAGUAUUCGUGUUGGGAUUGUUAAUUGGUUCCUUAAUCGAAUCCACCUACAAAUGGGGUUUCUUCACCUUUUCUGCUAUCUCCUUGUUGUUUACUAUUUUCUUGAUUGGAACUAACAUCAGUGCCUCUUCUGGUCUCAGAAGAGUGACCAGUGUGUCCCACUUACUCAUCAUUUUCCAAUUUGUGGUUUGGAUCUUGUACCCAAUCAACUGGGGUUUGUCUGAGGGUGGUAACGUCAUCCAACCAGAUAGUGAGGCCGUUUUCUACGGUAUUUUAGACUUGAUUACCUUUGCCGUGAUUCCAACUGCGUUGACCUGGAUCAAUGUGGCUUCGGUUGAUGAAGAAUUCUUCUCCAAGUUGACUCACUUCAAGCUCAAGCAGGACUCCACUGACGCUGAAAAGUCUAUUGGAGAAACCCCAAGACACAGUGGAGACACUGCUGUUCCUGCAAACGUCAACCAAACUGAGGCUAAUACCGAGGUUACUGUUUGA
This is a messenger RNA of Suhomyces tanzawaensis NRRL Y-17324, 984 nucleotides long. RefSeq names its product opsin family protein. NCBI's taxonomy places the organism in Eukaryota, Fungi, Ascomycota, Pichiomycetes, Serinales, Debaryomycetaceae. The record is from RefSeq and is a predicted model, not a curated record. The transcript has a single exon. The coding region runs from base 1 to 984 and encodes 327 amino acids. Gene Ontology annotation, cellular component: plasma membrane; endoplasmic reticulum.